Messenger RNA from Aspergillus mulundensis, 1518 nucleotides. RefSeq lists its product as uncharacterized. The coding region runs from base 1 to 1518 and encodes 505 amino acids. Gene Ontology annotation, molecular function: CoA-ligase activity. The transcript is spliced from 6 exons. The record is from RefSeq and is a predicted model, not a curated record. Lineage: Eukaryota; Fungi; Ascomycota; Eurotiomycetes; Eurotiales; Aspergillaceae.
AUGUCCCUCCUCAAAUCCAAGUACACCAUCACCGCCCCAGAAACCAACCUCCUCAGCUACCUCUUCGACUCGCCCUACAACGAUGAAGGGGUCUGGCCCGCGUCAGAACCCAUCUUCGUGCCCGCAAACGCGUCUUUACAACACCCCGGGUACGCCAUCGAAGAGAUAAAGUCCCUCGUCCGACGCCUGGGAAACGGCCUCCACGCCAUCGGAGCCAGCGGCAAACGCGUGAUGGUCUACGGCAAGCCGAACUACAAUUUCUCCAUCGCUGUGCUGGGCGCCAUAGCGGCCGGUGCCGCGGUGAAUAUCCUGGCGCCUAGCCCGGUGACGUAUCUUGUUUCGAGGCUGCGGCAGCUGGAGUGUGACAUUGUGCUUUUUUCGCCUAAGCAAGUGGAUAUCGAGGUCGUUCGCGAGGCUGCGGCGGAGUGUGGGAUCUCAAGGGAGAAGCUAUUUGUUGUUGAUGAGUUCCUGGGCCGCGAGACUGCGGGUGCGUCUGCGACCGGAACUCUGGAUCGAAAGCCUAGGCAUUGGGGAUAUCUCCUUGAUAUGCCCGGCGGCGAUGCGAACCCCCAAACUCGCCCGCCGAACACACCACAGCCUAAUCGGGAACAUCGCGCAAGCCCUGCACCACGAGACCCUCGUCCCCCGAAACAACGAGAUAACCGCGUGCGUCUUCCGGUUCGCGGGGCUGGGGUUCCUGCUCUUCGGGAUCCUGAUCCCGCUCAAGGCCCGAUACAAGCAUAUCUUCCUCCCGGGCGCGGACCUGUCGUCGUUCACCGAGAUGGUGGCGCGCUUCAGGCCGACGACGGCUAUAGUCCCGUCGCAUUUGAUGCGGGAGGCGCUGGCGUUGGCGGCGUCUGCGCCGGAGAGACCGGAGCUAGACCUGCAGGCGGCCUCUUCACACUCCCACACCCAGGGGAUCCAGUUAUCGACGCCACAACGGGAAUCCUGCUACCCAACGUCGAAGCAAAGAUCAUCGAUGACAACGGCGCCAUCGUACCACGCAAUCAAAAAGGGACUGUCUGUAUCCGGACACCUUUCGUCAUGAAGGGGUAUCUUAAUGAGCCGGCGCAUACGGCUCAGACUAUCGCGGACGACGGCUGGAUCAUCACCGGCGAUAUUGGGUGGGUUGAUGAGCGGGAUAUGCUCUUUGUUGUGGGCCGGUGGAAGGAUAUGUUCAAGAUCAGGAACCACCAGCCCACAGUGGCCGAGAUCGAGACGGCUGUUUCUCGGCAUCCCGGUGUGCGGGAUGUGGCUGUUAUUCCUGUUCUUUUACAAGAAGGCGAGGAGCCCGUUCCGCGCGGCUACAUUGUAAAGAAAGACGGGUCAAACUUGUCGGCAGACGAGUUGAUAGCUUGGAUGCGGCAGGAAUUCCCACCGUGGAUUCAGCUGCUCGGUGGCGCUGCCUUUCUUGAUGCUAUACCAAUUGCGAGUACGGGGAAUAGCAAGGUUGAUCGGAAGAAGUUGGCUGAAAUGGCUGAGGGGGGGCUUCGAUCUGUGCAUCCGGAAGAUGUUUGA